ACUAGACCUAACACAACUUUGAUAGCGAUCUUUUUUGGCUGGUCAGCUAACGUUCGCUAACUACCUAAUUAUUGGCAGACACUCCUGAACACUGAGGAUGUGUGUAGUUGAUCAGCGUAGCUAAUUUCUUACCAGCUAACUAGAUAUAUACAGACUACGAGUUGUUUAAUUCAAUGACGUGAAUGCAUACAGAAACCCACCCGGCACUCGCCAGCGUUAGCAGUACACAGUAAUCCGCAUGGUGUAGGUAUAACUAGGCUAGCCAUCGUACGGCUGAACUAAGGUUACCUUCCUGACUGAAUCAGAACAAAGAAAUGUGGAUUGUCUGGCAGUGAGGUGAAACAUUUUGGUCCCAGGUCAGCAGUCCUAGUGGUGAAAUAUUGGGGACGCACUCUGUGCAUGACACAGCUCUGAAGUCACAAGAAGAGAGGCGCUCUGCUCAGACCAGGUGUAGAGGCUCGGAGAUGAGCGGGCAGGUGGACAGUGGGAAGGAGCCGGUGCCUGGGCUCCACGAGAGGGUCACUCUCCUGGUGGACGGCACACAUUUUGUAGUGGAUCCUGCGGGCUUCACUGCUCACCCUGACACCAUGCUGGGCAGGAUGUUUGGUCCAGCCCGACAGCACAACUUCACCAGGCCCAACGGGAAGGGCGAGUACGAGCUCGCUGAGGGCAUAAGCGCCGGAAUCUUCCGGGUGAUCCUGGAUUUUUACCGGACAGGGGUCCUGCGCUGCCCGGACGGGAUAUCGGUUGCCGAGUUACGGGAGGCCUGCGACUAUCUCUGCAUCAACUUCGACUACAGCACCGUCAAGUGCCGGGACCUCAGCGCCCUGCUGCACGAGCUGUCCAAUGACGGGGCACGGCGGCAGUUUGAGGGCUUCCUGGAGGAGCUGGUGGUGCCGGCCAUGGUGAGCAGCGCCCAGGGCGGGGAGAGGGAGUGCCACAUCGUGGUGCUGACGGACGACGACACCGUGGACUGGGACGAGGAACACCCCCCACCCAUGGGGGAGGAGUACUCUCAGAUACUGUACAGCACCAAGCUCUACCGUUUCUUUAAGUACAUUGAGAACCGAGAUGUAGCCAAAGCUCUACUGAAGGAGAGAGGCCUGAAAAACAUCCGCAUCGGCAUUGAGGGGUACCCCACCUGCAAGGAGAAUGUGAAGCGGAGGCCGGGCGGGAGGUCAGAGGUCAUCUACAACUACGUGCAGCGGCCGUUCAUCCAGCUGUCCUGGGAGAAGGAGGAGGGGAAGAGCCGGCACGUGGACUUCCAGUGCGUGCGCAGCAAGAGCGUGCCCAACCUGACCUCUGACCCCGCCACGCCCACCCCACAGGUGGACGAGCUUGACCGCCUCAACGGCCCCGUCCCGCGCCUGCCCCCCUCCUUGCACCCGUCCAACGAGAGCUGAGGCCUCCCCCCUCCCCCACCAUUCAGUGAAAGCUGAGGCCCCACCCCCUUUUGUGGUUCAUGCGAGUCUGGACUACAACUCCCAUGACUCCCGGCAGCUGGAUGACUAGUCGGCCUGUCCGAAUGCUUUUUUGUUGCCGUGGCGCGUUGGGUCUCUGCCGCGCAGGUGCAGCUGUGGGCACCGGUGGGGACUUUCUUUUCUGGGAAAGAGGUAGAGCUAAAAGUUUGUCUGCUAACACAGCUCUGUGACAUUCUGAUUGGAUGAUUUUUUGAAGUUUUCUUUGUGGGGGUGGUGGUAUUGAAAAAGGCAUGCCCCCUGCUGGUGGAGUGUCAAACCAAACAAAAGUGUCACAACUUAAAAUACAGCAGGACUUAGUAGACUGGAAGGGGGAGUACCAGCUAGGUGUGUUCUCUUAAGGAGGACGAGGCUACUGUCCAAAAACUUCUGAAAGGUUCUGGAAGAUUUUUCCUGUGUGAGAACUCAGUUGGUAGCUAUGACUGAAAUCUCCCUCAUCCCACAGCAAGGUUAAAAAAAAUAAAAUAAAAAAAAGAAGCGCAAAAAAAAAGGUCAAAGGUUAUGAUUGAGAAAUGGAAAGGAUUAAGGCGGUCCUCCACAAGCCUUCAGCAUGAAUUUGCUGUUGUGUGAUGUGAACACAAACAGCUGUCAUGAGCUUCAGACCAAAACCGCCAGGAGCCCGUCUAUCGGCCAUCUGCUGGCUGAGGGUAGCAGGGACUCGAGUGGGGUGGGAGCGAGCGUGUACACGUGCACGAUUUAGCGCUGGAGUUUCAGGGGUGCUGCAGGUUUUUGUGUGCAGACGUGUGCAUGCGUAUGCGUUUGUGGGAUGCAGGGGUGCUGCAGGUUUUUGUGUGCAGACGUGUGCAUGCGUAUGCGUUUGUGGGAUGCAGGGGUGCUGCAGGUUUUUGUGCGCAGACGUAUGCAUGUGUUUGUGGUCUGCAGGGGUGCUGCAGGUUUGUGUGCAAAUGUGUGCAUGCAUAUGUGUAGCGGUUUCAGGGUUGCUGCGGGUUUGUGUGUGCAAACGUGUGCCUGCGUAUGCGUUUGUGGGCUGCAGGGACGCGGGUUUGUGUGUGCAGACAUGUGCAUGCGCAUGCGUUUGUGGGCUGCAGGGGUGCUGCAGGUUUGUGUGCAUGCGUAUGUGUAGCGGUUUCAGGGAUGCUGCAGGUUUGUGUGUGCAGACGUGUGCAUGCGUAUGCGUUUGUGGGCUGCAGGGACGCUAGCUGUGCGUUAGCAGUGGUUUCGGCCUCGUUAAGCUGCCUUGGUGCUGAAGCUGGCCUCUGAUUGGCUGAUCUGCUGCACCCUGCUUUUAAAAGCCAAUGUUGUUUUAGUUCAGCCCUGCUGGGUGGCAUUUUAUCACAUGACCAAAUGCGUCUCCAACUGUCAGGUUCAUUCUUGGAACCAUUUUCUUUAGUCACUUUGAAAAUCUGUCUGGAUGAAAGCCGUGGACAUUUAUAUACAUAUUGUCUAUAUUAUUUCUAUAAAGGAUAUGUCUACUGUAUGUUAUUGAUCUGAAUACAUUGUGAUUUAUAUUUAUUAUAAAAUAAAGGGUUUGUGCAAA
This is a messenger RNA of Anguilla rostrata (American eel), 2976 nucleotides long. RefSeq names its product BTB/POZ domain-containing protein KCTD20-like. The coding region runs from base 465 to 1403 and encodes 312 amino acids. The record is from RefSeq and is a predicted model, not a curated record. Gene Ontology annotation, biological process: positive regulation of phosphorylation. Gene Ontology annotation, cellular component: cytoplasm. The transcript is spliced from 8 exons. Lineage: Eukaryota; Metazoa; Chordata; Actinopteri; Anguilliformes; Anguillidae. Gene Ontology annotation, molecular function: protein binding.